AUGCCGCGCACCCAAUCGCCCAGCCGGUCCAGCACAGCUAGCGGCCCUGGCGGCGGCUCCGCGAAAACCGCAACCAAGCGCCUCCUCAAGGAGAUGGACACAUGGCGCAAGGAGCAGAGCGACGAGAAGGGCAUCGAGCGGCUCGGCCCCAUUAGCGACGAAAACCUCCUCGAGUGGGAGAGCGUCAUCAACGGCCAAGGCGCUUUUUGUCCAGGCGGACGCUGGCUCGUCUCCAUCUCCGUGCCGCCGACGUACCCCCUGCAGGCGCCCAAGAUGCGCUUCGUCACGCCCAUUGUGCACCCCAACAUUGCGCUGCAGACGGGCGAGAUAUGCCUGGACCUGCUCAAGGACGCGUGGACGCCGGCGUACAGCGUGCUGGAGUGCGUGCGCGCCGUGCGCAUGCUGCUGAGCUGUCCCGAGACGGACAGCCCGCUCAACGUGGAUGUCGCGGCGCUGCUGAGGGGCGGCGACGUCGUUGGCACGAGGAGGCUCGUCGAGUGCUGGUGUGCCGAUGAUGGGGGGAGGUAUGAUGGGCCGUAG
Messenger RNA from Metarhizium robertsii ARSEF 23, 540 nucleotides. RefSeq lists its product as uncharacterized. The record is from RefSeq and is a predicted model, not a curated record. The transcript has 2 exons. Lineage: Eukaryota; Fungi; Ascomycota; Sordariomycetes; Hypocreales; Clavicipitaceae. Bases 1 to 540 code for a protein of 179 amino acids.